This is a messenger RNA of Galeopterus variegatus (Sunda flying lemur), 6151 nucleotides long. RefSeq names its product SPHK1 interactor, AKAP domain containing (gene SPHKAP). The transcript has 11 exons. The record is from RefSeq and is a predicted model, not a curated record. Bases 13 to 5079 code for a protein of 1688 amino acids. Gene Ontology annotation, molecular function: protein kinase A binding. Lineage: Eukaryota; Metazoa; Chordata; Mammalia; Dermoptera; Cynocephalidae. Gene Ontology annotation, cellular component: cytoplasm.
GAGUCACCACUGAUGAAUGCAGUUUCGGAACCACAGCAGGGCGGUGGCAGCAGCUCAGGAAGCAGCCCGGGUAACUCCAUCAGGGCUUGUAAGAAGGUUCUUCGCAGCAAUAGCCUGCUGGAAUCAACAGACUACUGGUUGCAGAAUCAGAGGACACCCUGCCAAAUUGGUUUUGUGGAAGACAAAUCUGAAAACUGUGCUUCUGUCUGCUUUGUGAACCUGGAUGUAACCAAGGAUGAAUGCAGCCCAGAGCACCUGCAGCAGAAAUUGGUCAACAUUUCACCAGAUCUUCCAAAACUUAUCAACUCCAUGAAUGUUCAACAGCCAAAAGAAAAUGAAAUUGUCCUCUUAAGUGGGUUAGCAUCUGGGAAUCUCCAGGCAGAUUUUGAAGUUUCACAGUACCCUUGGCUGCCAGAUAUCUGCUUGGUCCAGUGUGCAAGAGGGAACAAAGCAAACAGUACCAAUUGCAUCAUCUUUGAAAUCAACAAAUUUUUGAUUGGUCUGGAACUAGUACAGGAGCGGCAGCUCCACCUGGAAACAAACAUCUUGAAACUGGAGGAUGACACAAACUGUUCCUUGUCCUCAAUUGAGGAAGACUUUCUCACCGCUUCUGAGCACUUGGAGGAGGAAAGCGAGGUGGAAGAAUACAGGAAUGGUUAUGAAAAUAUAAAUGUUUCAGCUAAUGUUUUGGAAAGUGAAAAACCAAAGGAAGCUACCCAAGAGGAAUGGAAUUACAAUCAGGAAAAGUUGAUUUGUGCCUUGGAAGACAACUGCAUUAGCAAAUAUCACACAGCGUUGAUUAAAGCAGAACGAUCUCUGGAAGAUGUAGUAGACAACACUGACUUGCAGAGUCUAAAUCCCUCAGCCAAGCCACCACAGUGGAAAGGUGUAGCUGCGGGGAGUGAGAGGACAGCCACAAAUUAUCGUUAUUCAGAACAUUUUAAAGGUCAAGUGGAAAAAUCCCAGGCACUGUAUAAUCCGAAUGAUGCUUAUUCCUCCACGAUGGUUAAGAAAGGUAUGCCUUCCGCAUGUGGCACUUUCACUGAGCAGGGCAGCAACUCAGACCCAGAAGACCAUGAAAACACUAGAAACUAUCUUCCUCCUAUACAAAAUGGAAAAGCCGUGACGGGCGAAUAUGCUACAAAUUUAGCAGAAUCCGUGCUGCAAGAUGCAUUUAUUAGAUUAUCUCAGUCUCAGCCUACACUACUCUGGGAACCUGCAGUCAGUGUCCCUGUAGAAAGGGCCCUACUUCCCAGUAGCUGUUCCACAAAAGAUAUAGUGGACUCUCAGUCAUGGAAUGAGCUCCCCAAAAUCGUCAUCGUUCAGAGUCCAGACGGCAGCGAUGCUGUCCCUGAGCCAGGCAUCUCCUCGUGGCCCAAGAUGGAAGCCUCUGUUGAAACCCCAGGUGUCCUCCCUGGACAGAACUCCAGCAGUCAUCCCCAGAGUGCUCUAGAAGUAGCGUUAGCUUGUGCAGCCACUGUGAUUGGAACCAUUUCCAGUCCACAAGCCACAGAAAGACUCAGAUUGGAGCAAGAAUCCCUGGUAUCAAACUGUCCACUGGGAGGCAAUGAAGCACCGCAAACUCGAACAUACCCAGUCCUCCAGGAACCUUCCAUCAGCGAAUACUCCUUUCCAUCUGCUUUGUGUGGCAUGACUCAGGUGGCAAGUGCCGUUGCUGUCUGUGGCCUGGGUGAAAGAGAAGAGGUGACAUGCCCUAUGGCUCCAAGUGGCUUCUUGCCUACAACUGAGGUUUCUGAAGCAAUCCCCCCACUUUGUAGUUUUGCAGCAGGGAGGAGCAUGGAGCUGGAGAAGGAAGCCAUUGCAGAGGGAUUGCUUAAGGAGGCCGCUCUGGUUUUAACAAGGCCUAAUACCUACAGCAGCCUUGGAGACUUCAUGGACUCCAUGAACAGGAGGUUCGUAGAAACUGCUUCAAAGCCUCAGACUCUGUGCUCAGAAAAUGUCCUCAGGAAUGAACUGGCCCAGACCCUGUCCCAUGUGAUCCUGAAGCAUUCCAUUGAUGAAGUUCACCAGAAAAAUAAAAUGAUCGACCCCGGCAAUGACAGGCAUUCAUCUGAAACUCUGGACACCUUAAUGGAAAGUGUAAAUCAACUGCUCUUCAGUGUGAUAUGUUUCACGUUCAAGAAGAUGAGCCAUAUCGCCCGGCUUGGUGAAUGUCCCACUGCCCUUUCUAAGGAGACCAUUCAGUGGAGGAAGACAGAACUAGGCAGCCAGCCAUCAGGUCAAGCUGCUAAUCAAGCAUGGACAGAAGCCACUGAACACUCCAGCAGGCACCCACUUAGCACAGCACGCAGCGGUGGUCUCCUCAUCAGUGAUUUUGUGCAAGACAGCAAUGGCUUAUUGGAGCGGGGCCUCUUCAGGAACCCUACACUGCAAUCUGAGGUGUCAUGUAGUCACAGAGUCCCUGAUUCUUCCACUGCUAAAACAUCUCCCAAAGAUAUAUAUCUGAAAGGAACAGUGGCAGAGGAUACGGAAACCCCUCAUCAGUCACCCAGCCACUGCGAGAAUGAAGGCAGGGCCUCUUGCAGAGCAGAGAGUGCACUGACAGUCAGCAAGUGCAGACGCAGCUCCCAGGGUGCUGAGGACAGUAUCACCCCAGACACCCAGGAGAAGUGCAAUUGUGCCACACCUCUGAACAACGAAGCCCAAGUUCAUCUGUCCCUGUUAGGGGAUGACAUGCCGCUUCCUGCUCAGUCCAUGCUGCAAGCGAAGCACGCCGGCGUCUACUGCAUUACAGACUUUGCCGAGGAAUUAGCAGAGACGGUCGUCUCCAUGGCAACUGAGAUGGCAGCAAUUUGCCUUGACAACUCCAGUGGAAAACAACCCUGGUUUUGUGCAUGGAAAAGAGGGAGCGAGUUUCUGGUUACACCAAACGUGUCAUGCCGGUCCUUGAAGAGAAAGAAGGAAAGCCAGGCUGGUGGGGCCGCUGUGAGGAAACACAAGCCCCCCCGGCUCAGUGAGAUCAAGAGGAAGACGGACGAGCACCCCGAACUGAAGGAGAAGCUGAUGAACAGGGUCGUGGACGAGUCUCUGAACCUGGAGGACGUCCCAGAUUCUGUCAAUGUUUUCGCAAAUGAAGUGGCAGCCAAGAUCAUGAACCUGACGGAGUUCUCCAUGGGGGACGGUGUGGGGCAAGCCCAGGGCUAUCCCCGGAAUCGGUUCCUGGGGGGCUGCGACAGGUGGAACCGGCUGAAGGCCUCCAGCUGUGAAAGCAUCCCAGAGGAGGACUCGGAGGCCAGGGCCUUCGGAAACGGCCUGGGGUUAAUGAGCACCUUAAGCCAGCCGGUCAGCAGAGCCAGCUCAGUCUCCAAACAGUCCAGCUGCGAGAGCAUCACGGAUGAGUUUUCCAGGUUCAUGGUGAACCAGAUGGAAAACGAAGGGAGAGGAUUUGAGUUACUGCUGGAUUACUAUGCGGGCAAGAAUGCCAGCAGCAUUCUGAGCUCAGCAAUGCAACAAGCGUGCCGGAAAAAUGACCACCUGGGCGUGCGGUCGAGCUGCCCCUCCAAGCAGUCCAGCACAGAGAGCAUCACGGAGGAGUUCUACAGGUACAUGCUGAGGGACAUGGAGAGAGAAAGCAAAGAUAGCCCCUCCUCCAGACGAAGCAGCCACGAUUGGACGGCUGGCUUGCUGUCUCCCUCCCCGCGAUCCCCAUUGUGCUGCAGACAGUCGUCCAUGCCCGAUAGCAGAUCCCCAUGCUCCAGGUUAACAGUGAACGCACCCAUCAAGGCCAACUCCUUAGACAGCUUUGCUCAAAACUGCCUGCAACAUUUCCUCAGCGUGCAGCCAGUCAGCAGCGCUUCCUCAUCGGGUCUUUGCAAAUCUGACUCUUGCUUGUAUCUAAGAGGUGGGACCGACCAGAUCACAAACAUGUUAAUUCACGAAACGUGGGCCAGCUCAAUUGAGGCCCUCAUGCGCAAGAACAAAAUUAUCGUGGAUGAGGCAGAGGCAGCUGAUGCUGAGCCUAAUUCUGGUGGCUGUCCCUUGCAAGUGGAGAUUUGUGCAAACAGGUUAGCUGCGAGCAGAGUUCACAGUGGGCCAACUCUGCUUGUUCAGGAGUCUGUCGGGGAAACGAGGAGAGACUCUGUUACCGAAAUCAAACAUCCCCCACUGUCGUCUCCGAGCAAAACCUCUCCUCUUACAAACCACAACAGUUUCGAUUCUAAACAAGAAACUUCCUCGUGCUGUGACGUUGUCCCUCAAAACCGCACCAGGCUGUCACUUUGCUCAAGGGAAGUGCCUUUGAUUCAGAUCGAAACAGAUCAAAGAGAAGAGUGUGUUGGAGAACCUGAACCCUUUCUUUCCAAAAGCAGGCCCCUAGGAGAAGCAGAAGAGCGUCUGCAUAAGGAAAAAGCCCCAGAUGUAGCAAAGGGUGGAGAAACAGUUGUGAGCGACUGUCAAAACUGUAGUGACAGCCUUGAUGACAAAGAUAUACCAGAGGCUGAAGUCCCCAUGGAAGCCAGGGCUCCAGAUGAGUUUCCCAGCCCUCCCAGCAGCAGCGAAGAGAGCACAGGCAGCUGGUCCCAGCUUGCCCACGAGGAGGACCACCCGGAUGAUGCAAGUAGCUUUCUGCAGCUCAGUGGGCGAUCCAUGAGCAAUGGCAACAAUAGUGCCCCUAGCAGUCUUGGCAUUAUGGACCUGGACACUUAUCAGGAAAGCAUGCCAUCUUCUCCCAUGAUUAAUGAAUUAGUAGAAGAAAAGGAGAUUCUUAAAGGACAGUCAGAAAACAUAGAGGCACGUGCCUCUGGACUCCCAGUGGGAACAACCAGCCACCAGAGGAGCCUGCUGGUGAUCAACUUUGACCUGGAGCCAGAGUGUCCCGAUGCCGAGCUUCGAGCCACUCUGCAGUGGAUAGCUGCCUCUGAACUUGGGAUUCCCACCAUCUACUUUAAGAAAUCUCAGGAAAACAGAAUUGAAAAGUUUCUAGAUGUCGUGCGGCUGGUUCAUCAGAAGUCCUGGAAAGUGGGCGAUAUCUUUCAUGCAGUUGUCCAAUACUGCAAAAUGCAUGAGGAACGGAAGGAUGGGACCCUGAGUCUCUUUGACUGGCUCUUAGAACUGGGAUAAGGCAGCUUCACCCCAUAGAGAUUCCUUUCCUUUAUUCUGGCUUAGAUUACAGUGGUUUACUAUAAAUGCUCUAAACUUUCUCAAAACAUUGCAUCACAUUAGCAGAGCUAUAAAAAAUCUGCUGCUGAAGUCCACUGCACAUGGAAUAAAUCUGAGGAAAAGCCAAAUACAGGUCUCUACAAAUUAAUACAAUCUGUGGGUAGGUUCAAAAAAGCUUGUAUUAGAAUACCUGGUUAAAGAGAAACUUUAAUGAGGUCCUAGUUAGAACUAGGCCCAAACUGCAAGAAAGCUGCACUCACAUAUUUUUAAUAAUGUGAAAUGAUAUGUAAUGUCUCUAAUUAUGUGAAUCCACUGCAAACAAACUCAUUCAUCAAAAUAAUUUUAUAAACUAUGCUGUAACCUUUAUUUUACUUUUCUUAGCAGAUUAAGGGCUGCCAGCCCAGGGAAAUAUAUAAGAUAUGAGUGAGAGAUUUCCAGGUCUUUAUAUAAAAGAUUUCCACUUUCAGACCAGUAUCAGUGGAUAUUAACAGAAGUGAACAAGUAUACCAGUGUCCUCAACUGAGGUGAUUUCAUUUUUUCACUGCAGCCCAGUGAUAAAUAUCCCACUUCUCCCCAACAAUAUGUGAGCUGCUAGCUAACCAGAAAACUUUCGACAUUCAGCUGAGAGAGAGGAAGAUUGAAAACUGUCUUCUUUCCGUCACUAUAUUACUUGAGUAACAUGAUUACAGAAUUCUUAUCCUAAGGGAAAGCUUUCUUACUAAAAAGAAAAAAAAAAAGAGUCUUUUGAGAUAAAAUCUGCUUGUGUAUUGAAUUACAUGAAAUAAAAACUUUCAUUUAUUUUAUUGUAAAUUAUGAAAAGAUUGUUAUCUUAAAUAAUAUACUGAGUUAGCUUAGAGGUUCAUAAAACAUGAAGAGAUUGUUGUCUUAAGUCAUAUACUGACACUGAGCUCAGUGGCUCGUUUCAUCAUGAACGUGUUGGUACCCAUAGGCAGACAUGCUACUCCUAUGACAUUUAUAAUGAGGGAAACAGGGUAAUAGUCUUGUGUUUUACAUGACCAGUUAGGAUCAUAGA